AUGCUCAACAAGCUCUCUGGGCAGCCAGAGAGCUACGAAAAGAAGUCGCUAUACAAAUUCGGAAGAACCCUCGGUGCUGGCACGUAUGGUAUCGUCCGCGAGGCUGAUUCUAGCUCCGGAAAGGUCGCUAUCAAGAUCAUCUUGAAGAAAAAUGUCCGCGGAAAUGAGGGCAUGGUCUACGAUGAACUGGAGCUGCUACAGGCGCUCAAUCACCCCCACAUCGUCCAUUUCGUCGACUGGUUCGAAUCGAAGGACAAAUUCUACAUUGUGACGCAGCUAGCCACGGGUGGAGAGCUGUUUGACCGUAUCUGCGAGUAUGGCAAGUUCACGGAGAAGGAUGCGUCUCAGACCAUUCGACAGGUACUGGAUGCAGUGAAUUACCUGCACGAACGGAAUAUUGUCCAUCGAGACUUGAAGCCUGAAAACUUGCUCUAUCUUACUCGGGAUGCCCACUCACCCCUCGUCCUGGCUGAUUUUGGCAUUGCCAAAAUGCUGGAUAACCCUAGCGAAGUGCUCACUAGCAUGGCGGGGUCGUUUGGCUAUGCGGCGCCAGAGGUCAUGCUGAAGCAAGGCCACGGAAAGGCCGUGGACAUGUGGUCGCUUGGUGUGAUCACGUAUACCCUCCUUUGUGGAUACUCCCCCUUCCGGUCAGAGAGCCUGUCGGACUUGAUUGAAGAAUGCAGUGCUGGUCGGAUCAUCUUCCACGAGCGCUACUGGCGCGAUGUCUCCAAGGAUGCGAAGGACUUCAUCCUUACCAUGCUUCAGCCGGAUCCAUCCAAGCGCGUCACCUCCGAAGAGGCCCUUAAACAUCCCUGGCUGACCGGCGAGUCGGCCGGCGACCGUGAUCUGCUACCUGAGAUCCGUGCCUACAUUGCUCGCUCUCGUCUCAAGCGAGGCAUCGAGAUUAUCAAACUGGCCAACCGCAUUGAAGCGCUUAAGAUGCAGGAGGACGAUGAAGAGGACAUCCCCAGUGUCAAUGAUGUGGCGGAGACGGCCGAGGGUUCUGAUAAAUCCGGUGCCGCCGCAGGAUCAGCUGCCAAUGAGCAGUAUAGUCCGGGGUCAUCAGCCGAAGGAGAGUCCGGUCACGCUAAGAAGCGCAGCUUGAGCAAGGUCGCCCGCGGAGCGAUCUUUCGUGAAGUGGUCCUGGCUAAGGUCCGUGAAGUCAAGGAAACGGAAGAGAGAGAGAGGGUCGAACGAGAAGCGCGUGAGCGAACUUCACAUACAUAA
Molecule: messenger RNA, 1227 nt
Organism: Aspergillus tanneri
Lineage: Eukaryota; Fungi; Ascomycota; Eurotiomycetes; Eurotiales; Aspergillaceae
Product: serine/threonine-protein kinase
Exons: 4
Coding region: 1-1227 (408 amino acids)
Biological process (GO): cellular response to oxidative stress; protein phosphorylation
Molecular function (GO): calcium/calmodulin-dependent protein kinase activity; ATP binding
Source: RefSeq, a predicted model, not a curated record